AUGGCCACGAUCACCUUGGAGGAACCCGUCACAAGCAUUACAUCCACUAUUCAAGAACCCGAGAAAGCAACAUACCGUGAUCGGAAUCGCACGUACUUGCCAAAUGGGAAUAGUGAUAAUGAAACGAGCACCGUGCAUUCGCCGGCUUCUUCCAUUAGCACAGCACCCACCGUGAUUGGAAGUGACGAUGUUGAUGGUGGUGAUGGUAAAUCUCUUGUAAUGCUUAUAAACCAUGGAUGCUUGUACUAA
Molecule: messenger RNA, 249 nt
Organism: Lichtheimia ornata
Lineage: Eukaryota; Fungi; Mucoromycota; Mucoromycetes; Mucorales; Lichtheimiaceae
Exons: 1
Coding region: 1-249 (82 amino acids)
Source: RefSeq, a predicted model, not a curated record